CGGUUUUCCGACGGCCAUGAUGGUAUCCCUUGCUGUACUCCAAGUCAAUAAAGAUGCAUCGCUCCGAGUCUCUGGCUUGUAGAGAUCAAUUGGUUCUGCAAAAGUAAUUUACAACCUCGUGAUACCCUUCGUUCCGUCAACGCAUCGUCUCCGCUCAUUUGGUUUUCCUUGUCUCAUCCAGCUCAACCCCUCAUAUUCCUACUCGGCGCCAUUGCUAUGACUUCCAGGAGCACCGCCCUGCGGUCGGUGACCUCACGGUCCGGCUCCGCCUUAUCGUACAGGCUGGCAGGUACCGCACUGCCUCGUCGUGCCUUUGCGACAUCGGCCCCCAGGGCCUCAGUUCUUGCUGCCUUCAAGGUGCCCAAAAUCGCCAAUGAGCCAAAUCACCACUAUGCCAAGGGAUCGGCUCAGCGAGAAGCUCUGCUCUCCACCGUCCAAAAGGUCAAGAGCAAGGGUGCGGUAAAUGUCCCAAUCGUGGUUGGUGGCAAAGAGAUCACAACAUCAUCCUCUGGCAAGCAGUUGAACCCGUCAGACCACUCCCAAGUUGUGGCUACAUACUCAAAAGCAGGCCCGGAGGAUGUCAAAAAGGCAAUUGACUCUGCCCUCGCUGCCAAGGACGCCUGGGCUUCGCUGCCCUUCGCGGACAGGGCAGCCGUCUUCCUCAAGGCUGCCGAUCUGAUCUCCACAAAAUACAGAUACGAGAUCAUGGCUGCUACGAUGCUUGGUCAGGGUAAGAACGCGUGGCAGGCAGAGAUUGACGCCGCCGCAGAGCUGUGCGACUUCCUGCGAUUCAACGUCCAGUACGCCGAGGAGUUGUAUGCUCAGCAGCCCGAGCACAACUCGCCAACCGUGUGGAACCGGCUGGAGUACCGCCCGCUCGAGGGCUUUGUGUACGCCAUCACACCGUUCAACUUCACUGCCAUCGCCGGAAACCUGCCCGGCCUCCCUGCCCUGCUUGGAAACGUUGUUGUGUGGAAGCCGUCCGACUUCGCCAUCGCUUCCAACUGGCUCGUCUACAAGAUCUUCAUCGAGGCAGGUCUGCCCAAGGAUGUCAUCCAGUUCAUCCCAGGUGAGCCCGAGGAGAUCACCAAGAUUGCAUUGGACCACAGGCAGUUCGCCGCUCUCCACUACACGGGCAGCACUGCCGUGUUCCGCAAGCUGUAUGGUCAAAUUGGUGAGGGCAUCGCAGAGGGACGCUACGUCGGCUACCCUCGCAUCGUAGGCGAGACUGGCGGCAAGAACUUCCACAUAAUCCACCCCUCUGCGGACCUUGACAACGCCGCCGUGCAGACGGUGCGGGGAGCAUUCGAGUUCCAGGGCCAGAAGUGCAGCGCGACCUCACGGGUCUACGUGCCCGAGAGCGCCUGGCCCGAGUUCAAGCAGAAGCUGGUCGAGAAGACGGAGCAGCUCAAGAUUGGCGUGCCCUGGGAGCCCCAGAACUUCAUCGGCCCGGUCAUUCACACUGCUUCGUUCAACAAGCUGUCAGGAGCGAUCGACAAGGCCAAGAACGACAGUGAGCUUGAGCUGGUCACCGGCGGCUCGUACGAUAACACCAAGGGCUACUUCGUGAAGCCUACCAUCUACCGCACGACGAACCCUACGCACACAUACCUCAAGGCAGAAUUCUUUGGCCCCAUCCUGACGGCGUACGUGUACGACGACAGCAAGCCCGACGGCUUCGUCAAGGCUUGCGAACUGGUUGACUCGACGACGGAAUACGGGCUCACGGGGUCGGUGUUUGCAUCUGACCGGGCGGCGGUGCGUGUUGCGGAAGAGGCGCUCCGGAACUCGGCGGGUAACUUCUACAUCAACUGCAAGAGCACGGGAGCAGUGGUGGGACAGCAGCCGUUCGGCGGUGCGAGGGCAUCGGGCACGAACGACAAGGCCGGAAGCGCAGCAAUCAUGGGCAGAUUCGUGAACAUGAGGACCAUGAAGGAGGAGUUCGUUGCCACAACCAAGGUUGAAUACCCCAGCAACGAGAUCUGAGAUCUGUGACGUUGAUGGCGAUGGGACAUUAGUCGGAUAGGCAUGGAAAUAGUGUAGGCGUCUGGUUGACGAGACAUAACGUUGGGAUGCAUUUUUAACAGCAUGUGACAGGCAAGAAGCCAAGAGAGUGGGACACAAGGUCUAGGCCCAUGAACCCCUGCUGACUGCCCGUUAUACUACCUAGGUAGUAUCUGCGCCGCUGCGGGUACCAGGCAUCUCAACCGAAACCUUGCUGCAUAAAGGUGGGCACGUGGGCACCUCUUGGGCUAGAAAUUUAGACGAUGAUUCUGAUGAGCUCGAACCAAUUGCAUCCGUCACUACUGUCA
Messenger RNA from Diaporthe batatas, 2312 nucleotides. RefSeq lists its product as uncharacterized. The record is from RefSeq and is a predicted model, not a curated record. Gene Ontology annotation, molecular function: L-glutamate gamma-semialdehyde dehydrogenase (NAD+) activity. Lineage: Eukaryota; Fungi; Ascomycota; Sordariomycetes; Diaporthales; Diaporthaceae. The transcript has 3 exons. The coding region runs from base 217 to 1986 and encodes 589 amino acids. Gene Ontology annotation, cellular component: mitochondrial matrix.